GUGGCGCGCGUUGGAGGGACGCCUUCGGUCGCCCAAGCUGCUCCAGCUACAUCGAAGGGGGGUUUCUGCGGCUCUCGGACACGUUAAUUAAGUUGCGUAGCGAAGUAAAGGGAAGUGUCGCGUUUGAUGUUGGGGACCGGGUCCGUUUUCCGAGAUUUACUUAUACUACCUACGGCCCGAGACUCGUCGAGAGCCGCUUGUUUUCGCAUUGAUUCGCGCGGGCGGGGCUGCAGCGCUUCAUAUUAUUUUUAGGAGGUGAAAAACGGCACGUUUUCGGGAUAUUUUACUAGAAGGGUAAGAUGAUCCAGGCUUGCACUGCACUGCACUGUAUUGUAUUUAUUUAUUUAUUAUAAAUUUAUUGUACUGUUCGGUACGAUUGCGAAUAUUUUAACGCUUGUAAAAAAGCGCGCCGUGUGCGUUUCUGUUAAAGAAAGGAAGGAGUACGCCUCUGAGUCUUAGUCACCAGUGAAUUCAUUUUCCGCGGCCAAGCCUUCGUUUAUUAAAGGAAGAAAGGGGGCGCGCCCCGCUGCCGCCAUGACCCUGCGGCUGCACUGCCUCUCCUUCCGGCAGCCGUACGCGGGUCUCGUGCUCAACGGCGCCAAGCGCAUAGAGACGCGCUGGCGACCCCUGCUGGCCGGGCUGAACAACUGCACGCUGGCCGUGCACAUCGCGCGCCAGGACUGGGAGGGCCACGAGUGGCGGCGCGUGCUCACAGACGCACUGCGCAUGAGCGCGAAUGACGUGGAGGAGCUGCUGCGCGCGGGAGACCAGUUCGGUCGCGGCGUCGUAGCAGGCCUGGUGGAAGUCGGCGACACCUGGUUCUGCUCCGACGACGUGCCGGACGAGGACCUCCGGGAGCUGGAGAAGGAGGCCGUGCUGACGGGCCUCGGGCGCAAGUACCUGACCCGGCUGUCGGCGCCGCGCUGGCUCAGGGAGCCUCUCCGUGCCCGCGGCCAGAAGGGUUUGUGGACGGUGGACGUUCCGGUGCGACUGCUGCCCGAAGUUCGUCAGGGCCCGCGCUAGCCUAGCAGCAGGGGGAAGACCUCGCGGUCCGGUCUCGGCGGAGGACGUAGACGUAGAGUUUUUGUCUGCCCUUUUUUUUAGCUCUUUUUUCAUGCCUCUCUCAACUACGUACAAGGUGUCGCUAAAACUCUUUGUUUUAUCCUUUGAAUAAACUGGGCUUUGAGAUGUCAAAGGUCAUAAAUGGGUAAAUGAUGGCGCUCAGCUCGACGCUCGCUGCAGGCGGGGUUCACAUCCCGUCUGGAAGCGGGUUGUAGAAAACGCGCAAGAGUGGGCCGACGUUCCUCCGCAGCGACGGACGGGAGACCCGGCUGAACGGCUGCAGGAGAAACGGUAUCGGCUGUCAGCACGUAUAGCUGCUAACCUAAAUUUGUUCAUUUCCUUAUGUGGAAAUAUGGAAAACUAACAACUUCCAAGUUGCAGUCGGUGCAACUACUGAUUGUCUUUGGUUGCGUAUUUUGUUUUCUUCAGUGAUAAGAGUGACAAAAAUUAUACUGGUGUCACUUUUUCUCUCACACUCCAUUCAUAUGCUGCUACAACUAAAAUAUAUCUGCUCAAGAUUACUGUUAAAAGCUGAAAAAGGGGGGAAAUUUGGAAAGGGGUAAAUUCUUCUUCGCAGCAGCAGCACUGUAAGAGGUGAACGGAACAGAGUGGGAACACACCUAAAACCGACAUGGAAAAUUAGCAAGCAUUUUGUGUCCAAUAACAGUGGCUGGAGUCACUUCGGAGGCUCGGCGGGAGGUGCAAACAGGCGUGUGGUUUUUAUUGUGCGGGUGCUCAGGAAAAGGGGUUUGUGACGGGGGGGUGGUGACUGGUUGGGGUGCAGCGCAGGCCUCUUGUCUUGCCUUUGCUCUUGGGUCCUGGGUUGUCGGUUCCCCGUUUACCAUCAGGGAGAGGGGUUAAAUGGGCUAAGUGAAAAGGAACAGGUGUGCGGUCUUUAUUCCUACACCCCACUUCCCCCACAGUGGGCAGGCUUCAAUAUCACUACCCAGUACUGUAUUUUAAUACACUCUGAACAAUUUGGCAAAUUUUAUAAUGUGAGCUGUAAAUCAUACUUCACUCUAAUCAUUUAAAAAUACAAAACUACACUCCAACAAGUAAAAGCAUAUUUCAGUAGUUCUGUAAUUUAUUAUUAAAUCAAGGGUGCAAAUUAUUCAUCUUAGAGCAUGGGAAGAUGACAUUUAGAUGUGUGUGCUUCUAUCAUUGAACAUAAAAAAUGAAGAACUGGAAGAUUAAAGAAGAAACAAAGUGAUAAUAUGUAAAAUUCAAAGUCAAGAACAUAUCCAAGCUUGUCAGGGAAUGCUGUACUGUCGCCAUGGAAAUGUAAGGUUAACACUUAAGUGAGCAGCAGGUCAAAAGCAAAGACAAGGAGCACAGUCUUGGUUUUGCAAGCUAGCAAGAACUGGAUGUCCUGAGCAGGUAAGUGAAUCAUUGGCAAA
Scleropages formosus (Asian bonytongue) is the source of this 2459-nucleotide messenger RNA. Its product is annotated as protein CXorf40A. The record is from RefSeq and is a predicted model, not a curated record. The coding region runs from base 535 to 1023 and encodes 162 amino acids. Lineage: Eukaryota; Metazoa; Chordata; Actinopteri; Osteoglossiformes; Osteoglossidae. The transcript is spliced from 2 exons.